AGCAAGCGAGCGCAUGUGAGAGAGAGGGAGAGAGAGAGGGAGAGAGAAAGGGAGAGACGGGGAGAGGAUAGUGGAACAGGCGAAGUGAACUUUGAGAGGAGCAGCACUGAGCGUGUUUCGCUCCUUCGUCGCGGCACCUUGGACUGGAUUACCCCCCCCCCCCCCAUACCAUCUCUUCGGGGGCACAACAAUGGAAGUUUGGGUGUACAGUUACCAUGACCACCUGCUGCUCCACGCCGAUUGUCUUCGCUAGCUGUCCUUUGUCCGGACGUGACCGUCCCUGGGACUCGGCUGUUUUUUUCCCGGUCUUUCUCUUUAAUGGCGUGUGAAAUAUUAGCAGCGAGUGUGAAGUUCCGAGGAGACCAGUGAACGAGCGGCGAUGGGAGACUGAGCGGGCAGCGGACCGCUUUAAAAACCUUCUGACAGAGCACCUCUGACCCAGCAGGGAGAGGGCACGCAAGGAUGACCACCGUGUCCAUGGCGUCCAUGACGGCGCUGGUGGAGAGGGUCCCGAACGGCACCGCCCUGUCCCCGUCGGGCCUGACCCCCUCCCACGAGGACACCGCCGCCACCUUCACCAUCGGCACCAUCCUGUCCAUCAUGUGCCUGGUGGGCGUCACGGGCAACAUCUACACCCUGGUGGUGAUGUGCCAGUCCAUGCGCACCUCCGCCUCCAUGUACAUCUACAUCAUCAACCUGGCCAUGGCCGACCUGCUCUACCUGCUCACCAUCCCCUUCGUGGUCUGCACCCACUUCCUGCAGGGCUGGCACUUUGGCGACGUGGGCUGCCGCAUCCUCAUCAGCAUCGACUUCCUGACCAUGCACGCCAGCAUCUUCACGCUGACCAUCAUGAGCACCGAGCGCUACUUCGCCGUGCUCAAGCCCCUGGACACGGUGAAGCGCUCCAAGAGCUACCGCAAGGCCAUCGCCCUGCUGGUGUGGGCGGCCUCGCUGGUGCUCACGCUGCCCAUGAUGGUGGGCAUCCAGCUGAUGAAGGUGGGCGCAAAGACCAUGUGCCAGCCCACCCUGGCGCCGAUCACCUACAAGGCGUACAUCUCCUUCCUGUUCUGCACCAGCAUCGUGGCGCCGGGCCUCAUCAUUGGCUAUCUCUACAUCCGGCUGGCGCGCACCUAUUGGAUCUCCCAGACCGAGACCUUCAAACAGACCAAGAAGCUGCCCAAUCAGAAGGUGCUGUACCUCAUCUUCACCAUCGUGCUGCUCUUCUGGGCCUGCUUCCUGCCCUUCUGGAUCUGGCAGCUGUUGGGCGAAUUCCACCCCUCGCUGGCCAUCUCCAACACGGCCAAGCGGAACAUCAACUACCUGACCACCUGCCUGACCUACAGCAACAGCUGCAUCAACCCCUUCCUCUACACACUGCUCACCAAGAACUACAAGGAGUACCUGCGCAAGCGCCAGCGCACCUGGACGGCCAGCAGCUACUUCAGCCGCCGCAGCCGCUUCCAGCGCUCGCCGCGCCGCUCGCCGUCCUCCAGCAGCCAGCAGUGCACCGAGAGCUUCGUGCUCUCGCACACCGCCUCGCUGCGCGCCCACAAGAGCAGCCUGUGAUGGGGCCCAGCUGGGGCUAGCUGGAUUUCCCAGCUAGCGCUAGCUGGUCUUCGACGGCUAGCACUAGCUGUUAUUCACGGAUACGCUAGCUGUGUUUUUCAUGGCUAGCGCUAGCUGUUGUUCACGGCUAGCGUUAGCUGUUUUUGAUGGCUAGGGCUAUCUGUUUUUUAUAGCUAGCGCUUGUUGUUUUUCCCGGCUAGCCCUAGCUGUUUGUCAUGGCUAGCCCUAGCUGCUUCUCACGGCUAGCGCUAGCUGCUUCUCACGGCUAGCGCUAGCUGUUUUUCAUGGCUAGCGCAAGCUGUUUUCCACGGCUAGCACUAGCUGUUUUCCACGGCUAGCACUAGCUGUUUUCCAUCGCUAGCGCUAACUGUUUUCUACGGCUAGUGCAAAGUUGCUUCUCACGCAUAGCGCUAGCUUUUUUUUAACAGCUAGAGCUAGCUGUUUUUCAUGGCUAGCUCUAGCGGGGUUCGCGCUUGCCAUCAGAAGGGGGUGGAUAUGUUGACGGAAUGCCCCGGCCGUUCCCUGCAUGACUCCUUCCUCGUCCAACAACGGGCUCGAACACUGAAUAUGCGAUCAGCCGAUUCCUUUUUUUUUCUCCACUAUUUUACAGAACAGCAGCACACAACGGCACUGGGAGUUUGAUGCACAAACUGGGACAGCUUCUGUCACUGGGGAUCACUUUCUUGGCCUCUAGAGGAGUAUGGCGAGGGUGGGGGAGCUUGGUGUGUUAUCAGAUGGGCCUGAUGACCGAGUUGCUGUUGCACAAACAUGUCCAUCUGAAUGACCGCCGCCUGGCUUCCUGAUGUGGGCCGUAAACAGGUCUUUGGGAACUGUGUGUUCCUCUGGGGUGUUUAUGGAUGAAGCUGAGCCCUUGGAAACACUUCCAUCUCGGACGUGACCUGAUGAAAUGUUAUGUGUAUCGCUCACAAUCUGACACAAAAGUACGCAGAAUUGGUUUAUUUUUCUCUGUGGAUUUUAAAUUGGUCAUGAAGGAUAAAUGUGUUGCCUGACUCUCUGAAGAAAGAUUGAUUAUCGAUUGGAAAGAUUUUUUCUCUCGUUGACAGUUAAAGCAGAAUAUUAUCGUUGUUUAUUAGUGAAAAAUGCCUUUGACCUCCGUGAGAAAGACAAUAGAAUGAACAAUAAGGAAAGCCCAAGUUGAACAGACUCCUACUUUUAAGAUGUGAGACAAUAAAAGCUACGUAAAUAAUGUUUCCACGUA
Gadus morhua (Atlantic cod) is the source of this 2785-nucleotide messenger RNA. It is a transcript of the gene uts2r1, whose product is annotated as urotensin 2 receptor. Bases 463 to 1566 code for a protein of 367 amino acids. Gene Ontology annotation, cellular component: plasma membrane. The transcript has 3 exons. Gene Ontology annotation, biological process: neuropeptide signaling pathway; blood vessel diameter maintenance; regulation of blood pressure. The record is from RefSeq and is a predicted model, not a curated record. Lineage: Eukaryota; Metazoa; Chordata; Actinopteri; Gadiformes; Gadidae. Gene Ontology annotation, molecular function: urotensin II receptor activity.